Molecule: messenger RNA, 992 nt
Organism: Oncorhynchus masou masou (cherry salmon)
Lineage: Eukaryota; Metazoa; Chordata; Actinopteri; Salmoniformes; Salmonidae
Product: 2-aminoethanethiol dioxygenase-like
Exons: 1
Coding region: 276-977 (233 amino acids)
Cellular component (GO): mitochondrion
Molecular function (GO): oxidoreductase activity, acting on single donors with incorporation of molecular oxygen, incorporation of two atoms of oxygen
Source: RefSeq, a predicted model, not a curated record
GCGGACGUGACGAUCAGAUAAGCUUGGAAAUUAUUCUGGACCGUGAAUAUUCUCUGGAGAUAAAACCAUAUUUAUUUACCAUGAAAAACGUUACAUUAUAACUUUAGACGCGCAUUUAUUUCGUUUGAACGUGGUCCCAUCCUGGAGUGACGAUAUUGUGCGAGAUUCGAGGAGAAAAGAGCGUUUCCAACUCCGUCCGUUUCUGCUGCCUGUUGCUCAGCUGCGUCUGAAGAAAACCAGCAUCGAUAAGCGUCGGAUUUGUCUCCACCUGAAAAAUGCCACGGGAUAGCAAGAAGUCUCUCAUUCAGAAAAUAGCCAGCCAAGCCAAUAUCACAUUUAAAGAUUUCAAUGCAUCCGCAAUUGGGGACAACAAAGUAUUAUUGGACAACCGGGGGGAUCUAAUCGCCCUGCUAACGGAAGUCAGGACUGCAGACCUGAAGAUGAAACCGAACGGCUCCCAUUCCGAACACAACCCACCUGUCACGUACAUGCACAUCUGCGAGACGGAGUCGUUCAGUAUGGGGGUGUUUCUACUGAACAGCGGGGCGUCCAUCCCGCUCCACGACCACCCCGGUAUGAACGGGAUGCUCAAGGUUCUAUACGGGAAAGUCGGUAUCAGGUGUUUUGACCUGUUGGAUAAACCUUCGGACCAGGUGCAGAGUGAGACCCAGUUCGACCCGCCGCUGCUGCCGUUCCAGAAGGACUCUCUGCGGCGGGCUGUGCUCCGGUCAACCAUGUGGUUCACCCAUGACAGUAGUCCGUGUAUCUUAACCCCGCAGAGGGAGAACCUGCAUCAGAUCGACACGGUGGAUGGACCGGCUGCUUUCCUCGACAUCCUGGCACCUCCGUAUGACCCUGAAGAUGGGAGGGACUGUCAUUAUUAUAAAGUCCUACAGACUGUUCCCGACGCAGACAGUAAGGUAGAGGCACAGCAGCCGUGGGAGGAAGAGGUGGUUACUAGAGAUAGGCCAGCCUGAUGGCUUCUGGUGUGG